AUGGAGGUCGGAAGAAUCAAUGACAAUAUUCCCAAAUCGAGUCAUGAAGGCAGUCAGUCAUUAGAAGAACAUUUAAAUGUCGUCCCUUCUGAACUGGAAAUUUUAAAACAGGAUUUCGAAAGAAGAACUGCAGAGUUGGAAAAACAGAUAGAGCAAAUGGAAGAGGAAAAGAUGAACUUAAGAUUGGACGCAGACGUUCAGAAGCUCGAGGCUGAACGAUUAAAAAAGGGGAAAGCUAGGGCUGAAGAAGAUCUUGAUAGUUUGAAAACAGAUUAUAAGAAGUUGCGAUUAUCAAUAAGGACUGCCGGGUUGGGAAAAUCUUCUGAACAGUGGCGCAAAGAGAUUCAAGAAGAAAAGAAUAAGGCUGAUGAAUGGGAAAGGAGGUUCCAAGAAAUUCAAGCACAGAACGAGACUUUAAAGAGGAGUUUGUCGGAGAAUCAGAAAGAGAAAGGGGAGCUGGAGAAUAGAGUGACUGAAUUAGAAGGAUCUCUUCAUCGGCAUCGAAAUCGGAAUUCUGUGAUGGAAUUGAGGGCAAGCUUAAAUAGAAUUGAAGAAAUGAAGGAAAGAAUUGAAGAGUUAGAAGCAGCAUUGCGAAAUUGCGAGAUUCAGAUUGAGUACUUGGAAUCUAAUGAAGAUCGUCAAGCCAAGCAGUUGCACUACUUUCAGAACCAAGUAAGAGAUAGGGAUCACAUUAUGGGAGAAGCCGUGCUUCAAAUCAGAGAGGUGGCUGACCAUUUGCAGACGUUAGCAGUACAAGCUGAUGUGUUGAGCGUGAAGUACGAAUUAGAGUCAAGUCAAGGACAAGAGUUAGCCUCGUUACUUAAGAAAAUUAGAGUUUUGGGUAUUAGGGCUAAGUCGUAUCUGUAA
Gossypium raimondii (Peruvian cotton) is the source of this 867-nucleotide messenger RNA. RefSeq lists its product as uncharacterized. The record is from RefSeq and is a predicted model, not a curated record. Lineage: Eukaryota; Viridiplantae; Streptophyta; Magnoliopsida; Malvales; Malvaceae. The coding region runs from base 1 to 867 and encodes 288 amino acids. The transcript has a single exon.